UCUACGCAUAUAGCUCGUAUUUUUUGAUCAGGUGCAAGUAUCUAAUCUGCAAAUUCUGGCCGUAAAUCUGAUCUUCUAGGUUCCACAAGCGGGUGCAAUUGACAUAGAUAUGUGAUUGCCCACAUGAGGAACAUCAUAGCCAACGACAGUGACACCGUGCUUCUCCAAACACUGGAAAUUGUUAGUUUUUGCAAAACAGCAGAGAUAGGUACUUACGUCUGGUUUGCUUUAGGUGCAUAUCUCCAGAACACUGCCCCCACGGCAACGGUGACAAUUAAAGUCCACACAACGGUCCAUCUAAAUAGUUAGGGUCUUGGUCUCGACAUGGUUCUGUUCGCACUUA
Ogataea polymorpha is the source of this 343-nucleotide messenger RNA. RefSeq lists its product as uncharacterized. The transcript has a single exon. The record is from RefSeq and is a predicted model, not a curated record. NCBI's taxonomy places the organism in Eukaryota, Fungi, Ascomycota, Pichiomycetes, Pichiales, Pichiaceae. The annotation marks the transcript as partial.